AUGAAACGGAUUGUAUACCUGAUGUUACUGUUAUACAAAUAUCUAUGAUGCAUCGCAGAUGUCUCUUGCCCCAUUACCUGGAGUACUAAUUGUAAGAAACUACAAUUACAAGCCAUUGCCGUGACUGUGACUAAAACUCUACCUGGUACGCAAGGAACAGGUCAAUUGUGUACGAUCAGUCGAACGUAUAAGAUCGCCGAGUAAUCAGCCGAAGUUUCAGUCUUGUUGUCGAAGUCGCCGUAGACGCGUGUGAUCUUUGCCCUACGAACAGUUGGCGAACAAAAUCAAUAAACAAAUACAGUGUUUCUAAAUAUUUUCCGAAUAAAACAGUGCAAAUUUUGUGACUUAUUAAAUAUUAAAAGUAUUAGAAAGAUGACCUCGAAAAUCUUUAGACUCACCGAACUUUGUUUUUUAAUAACGCUACUGAUGCCACAAAAUAUUUUCGUGCAAUCAAAAGACAUUCACCAAAGUACUAUUAAAUUGGCAAAUCGACACAAAGAUGACACGAUUAUAUUUCCUGGAGAAAAGAGACACGUGCCCCCCGCUUGCAAAGGAUCCACUUAUUGUGAGAACGUAGAUUCUUAUCCCGAAGAUAUAGUGAAUAGGGCGCUUCGAAUAAACGAAAGCAUUAAAUAUCUUUCUAGUGUAGAUGGAGUUGAUAUAGGACAGAGGCUCAUGCCAAACGAUGAACUAUCCCUUUGCGUAGCUGAUGAGCAAAUUAUAUUUCCUCAAUCAGCGGAGAACAAAGACAAUGAAUGGAAAUUCAUCGCGAAUCAAAAAAAUUUCAAACAGGGCAUACGGAUUGAGAAGUGUAGAACGGAGGGCGCCAGCUGUAGCGUGAUAAGUGGACUUGCUGCAGGUUACGAAACAAGUUGCAAGCAAAAAUUCAUUUUUAGAGAAUUGUUAUCAAUAUCGGAAAACGGUAGUGUUGCUCCAGAUAUUUUCCGAUUCCCAGCGAGUUGUUGCUGUUUUGCAACACUCACUGGAAAUCUACUUACAAGAAUGGGUAUAGGGCAGCAAAGUCAAAUUACAUCUACUACAGCACCUAUUAAAAAUAGAUGAAUAAAUUGAAAAAUAUUUUUCUAUACAGUUUUGACAUAAUAUGCAUAGGUAUAUAAAUACAUAUACAUAUAUACACACAUA
Molecule: messenger RNA, 1143 nt
Organism: Bombus impatiens (common eastern bumble bee)
Lineage: Eukaryota; Metazoa; Arthropoda; Insecta; Hymenoptera; Apidae
Product: protein spaetzle
Exons: 6
Coding region: 373-1062 (229 amino acids)
Biological process (GO): regulation of Toll signaling pathway; central nervous system formation; innate immune response
Cellular component (GO): extracellular region
Molecular function (GO): growth factor activity; Toll binding
Source: RefSeq, a predicted model, not a curated record